Messenger RNA from Colletotrichum orchidophilum, 3045 nucleotides. RefSeq lists its product as uncharacterized. Gene Ontology annotation, molecular function: 5-oxoprolinase (ATP-hydrolyzing) activity. The record is from RefSeq and is a predicted model, not a curated record. Gene Ontology annotation, biological process: glutathione metabolic process. The coding region runs from base 1 to 3045 and encodes 1014 amino acids. The transcript has 6 exons. Lineage: Eukaryota; Fungi; Ascomycota; Sordariomycetes; Glomerellales; Glomerellaceae. Gene Ontology annotation, cellular component: cytosol.
AUGACAUUUCCUACGUUGAGAAUAGGCGUCGACGUCGGCGGCACAAACACAGAUGGAGUCAUCCUCGACCCGACAGACGCAUCCUCCGCCUCGCGCGGCAUCCUCGCCACCCAAAAGACUCCCACGACCCCCGACCCAAGCGACGGCAUCAACGCCGUCAUCUCCAAAAUGUUUACCGCCUCCUCCGUCGACCCGUCCCGCGUCGCGAGCGUCACAAUCGGGACAACCCACUUCAUCAACGCCGUCGUCGAACAGGACGCAACCCGCCUCGCCCCCGUCGCCGUGAUUCGCCUCUGCGGUCCCUUCUCCGCCAGCAUCCCCGCCGGCGUCGACUGGCCCCCGGCCCUCCGCGCCAUCAUCUGCGCCCACCGCGGCCUCGUCGACGGGGGGCUCGAAAUCGACGGGGACCUCAUCGCCGAGCUGGACGAGGACGCCGUCCGGCGCGAGGCAGAGGUCAUCCGCGCCAAGGGGAUCCGCAGCGUCGUGGUCGUGGGCAUCUUUAGCCCCGUCGACGUCGUGCACCAGCAGGAAGAGAGGGCCGCGGCCAUCAUCCGCGAAACCUACCCAGCCGCCGACAUCGUCUUGUCAAAGGACGUGGCCAACAUUGGCUUCCUGGAGCGCGAAAACGCCGCCAUCCUCAACGCGUCCAUCCUCCCCUUUGCCCGGCGCACGAUCCGCUCCUUUCAGCGUGCCGUCACGCGCCUCGGUCUCGCGUGUCCCGUCUUUGUGACGCAAAACGACGGCACCAUCCUGCCGGCUGCCGCGGCGGCGCGGUUGCCCAUCAGGACGUUCUCCAGCGGCCCGACGAACAGCAUGCGUGGCGCGGCGUUUCUGACGAGACGGCAGCAGCAGCAGCACCAGCACCUCGGCGAGGAGACGGGGCCGAUGAUGGUCGUCGAUAUCGGCGGGACGACGACGGACGUGGGGCUGUUGCUGGGAAAUGGGUUCCCGCGACAGGCGGCAGCGUAUAGCGAGAUUGCGGGGGUGCGGACCAACUUCUCGUACCCGGAUGUGAAGAGCAUCGGGCUCGGGGGCGGGUCCAUUGUGAAGAAGAAUGAGGCUGGUGAAUUGGUGAUUGGGCCGCAGAGCGUGGGGUACCAGAUCCAGACAAAGGCCCUCGUCUUUGGAGGCGACGUGGCGACGGCCACGGACUACACCGUGCUGGCGGACCCGGACGCCGUUGACAUUGGAGAUCGUUCUCUGCUCGAGGGCGCGAGCCACCACCGCCAUCUCGCGGCCGACGUGCCCGCGUUCAAGGCCAAGGUGAGGGCGAUGCUGGAGCGGAUCGUGGACACGAUGAAGACGUCGCCCGAGGACAUACCCGUCGUGCUCGUGGGCGGAGGGGCCGUCAUCGCGCCGGAUACGUUGAGGGGUGCGAGCAGGGUCGUCAAGCCGGCGUGGUCUGGCGUCGCGAAUGCCAUUGGGGCCGCGACGGCGAGGGUCAGCGGCGUCGUGGACUCGAUUGAGAGCACCGAGGCCAAGAGCGCGGCCGAGGUUGUGGAGGCCUUGUCGCGGAGGGCUGUGGACAGAGCCGUUGCGAAUGGGGCUUUGCGGGAGAGUGUUUCCAUUGCCGAGGUGGAAAGUUUUCCUUUGCAGUAUAUUGCAAACAAGUCCCGGGUCAUUAUCAAAGCUGUCGGCGAUUUUGACUUCUCCAGGUCGGCAUCCAUGGACGCAACCGAAAUCCCGGACGACGUCGAGCGCAGCGACGAUGAGCCACUCAGACCACUAGCGACAACUCAAGGAGAGAAGAGCUCAUCGCCGCAGUCACUGGUUUACACAAAGGAGUACAUUGACUCUUACAAGCCCAAGAUCCUCGACCGCCAGUGGCACCUGUCCGAGACGGACCUCGACUGGAUCACGAUAGGCUGCUACAUCCUCGGCACGGGAGGCGGCGGUUCACCGUACCAACACAUGCUGCGUCUCCGCGAGAUGAUGCGCGCCGGUGCCACAGUCAAGAUUGUCUCUCCGCGGGACCUCAAGGACGACGACAUUGUAGCCUGCGGCGGCGGGAAAGGGUCCCCGCAGGUGUCCAUCGAGAAGCCGUACGGUGAUGAGAUCAUGGAGUCGCAGCGGGAGCUCUACGCAUACCUCAAGACGAAGCCGACCGCCGUGAUAUCCCUCGAGAUAGGAGGCGGCAAUGGUCUCCAAGGCCUCAUCCUCGGCGCCAGCACGAACCUCGACGUUCCCACAAUCGACGGCGACUGGAUGGGUCGCGCAUAUCCCAUCUCUCACCAGACGACCCCGGUGGUAUUCGAGAAGAAGGCCACAAUGAUCCCGUCAUGUAUAUCAGACGGGAAUGGCAGAAUCAUGCUCAUGACAAAAGCCCGCACAGAGCUUGAUGCAGAACGCGCCUUCCGCGCCGCCCUCUCGCAGAUGGGCUCCCACGUCGGUUGCGCAAAGGGCCCCGUCAGCGGCCGCGACACCAAGUCGUGGGUCGUCGAGAACACCGUGUCGCUCUCCUGGCGCAUCGGCCGUGCUGUCGCGAUGUCGCGGUGCACCAACGCCGUCGACGCGGUCGCCGAGGCCGUCGUCGAGGUGGUUGGCGGGGAAGAGUCGGCGAGAGUGCUAUUCAGGGGUAAGAUUGUGGGCGUGGAGAGAGUUACGAGAAUGGGGCAUGCUUAUGGUGAGGUUAUCAUCGAGGGGUAUGCUACUGCUUCCGCUGCUGCUUCGUCUCGGCUGGAGGGGAGAAAUAGUGACGGCGGUAGUGGCGAGGCGGUUGAGAGGUUGGUUAUACCGUUCAAAAACGAAAACAUUCUCGCGAAAAAGGUUGAUGCCAGCGGAAAGGAAGAUAUUCUGGCAAUUGUCCCAGACCUAGUGUGCGUCCUUGAUGCGCAAAACGGCGAGGCCCUCGGCACGCAAGAGUACCGCUACGGACUACUCGUCGUGGUGCUCGGCAUCACGGCGUCCGAAAAAUGGACUUCCACGGCGCGGGGCAUCGAGAUUGGCGGGCCAAAGGGGUUCGGUAUGAAUGAUUUGGAGUACGUGCCUCUCGGAACGUUCAAGAAGCCCCGGAGCGUAAUUGACGAGUUUGGGGGGGCCUCCUGA